UUAAAUGAAAAUGACAUGGUCAAAUGUGCUUUGGUGGCAGAUGCUCCUCUAUUAAGAAAUGUAUUUGUGACACCGGUAUCAGCUAAAGACUGGGAAAUUAUAGAACUAAGUAGUGAGAAAAUUUCCGAAAGUGUUUUAGAUCAAACACGCAUCAUUAACUCCAAUCAAAUGCUUAUAGUAUGGAUUAACAAAUCCAUGCAAGUGGCCUUAACAGUGGAUCGUAUCAAACCAAGUCUGAGUUAUGGACGCAUAGAUCACAAUACUGAGUUAGUGAUAGCUCCCAAUCUAUACAAAGGUAUUAGUAAUGGUGAUGAAACUAAAGAAGACAUAAAUGAUAAACUAUUUCGUAGUAAUACGGUGGCUAAGUUGGGCAUAUUAGAUGAAGAUCGACAAACACAACGUUUAAUGCGUUCCACAACGUUGGCGAAUAUAAAAAAUCUACAAAGAUCCCAAACUUUAGCUAAAACAAAUCGUCAAGAUAAAAUGGAGAGACUAAAACGUGAUCUAACACGAGAAUUAUCAAAAUUUAUAGAAUUUCGUGUAAUAUCAGGAGAAUGGCAAAAUGAUUAUCAAAUAUCUGAUGUAUUCAUCAAUAAAAUCAAUUGGCCCAGUCAUAUGGAUAACACAACUGUUUAUAGUUUGAAAACAAUGCAAGAAAAGGAAUAUUAUGUACGCAUACGUUUGGUUUCACAUGCAGAAAUUGCUCAAACUAUUCAUCCCACCAUAGAAAUCAAUGUGAAUUUAAUGAAAAUUUUAGAUCUUAAGGAAUUGGAGAAGGUGGUGCUAAAACCCAAACCAAAUGUAGUUAAUUUUGUGGAGAAAAUAGAACUGUUCGCUCACAAAAAGACACAUUAUAAGGUGGUGGAAAAUGCUUUUAAACGUUAUGUCAUCGAAAAAACCAAUCGUUCACCCAUGUUACUUAAUCAAAAUGAGGUGGUGCGUUUAGAGGAGGACCUGGUAGUAAGUGUAGGCAUAUUACCAGAACACUUUAAAUACUGUGCCAUCGACUCUCAAUUCCUGAAAGAAAGUAAAAUAUAUGCAGCCGAUUUAGUGCGCAAAGUAGAUGAUAUAAUCGAUGUAGCGGCUAAUGUAGCCUCUCCGCUAAGUGUUAAAGAUUUAAUAAAACUGCCAGAAUUUGACAAAAGCAUUGAAAAGUUGACAACAGAAUUGAAAAGUAAUUUAUGUUUAGAUUCCAAAAAUGGUGUGUUACGUCAGGGGAACAUAUUAAUAACGGGUGCUCCGGGCACGGGUAAGAGUGUGUUUGUUGAGCGUAUAUUGGAUGAGUUGAUAAGAAAACCAUAUUACUGUUAUUUUGAUAUAUUCUAUUGUACUCGCAGUAAGGGGAGAAAGGUAAAAUAA
This is a messenger RNA of Lucilia cuprina (Australian sheep blowfly), 1359 nucleotides long. RefSeq lists its product as uncharacterized. Bases 16 to 1359 code for a protein of 447 amino acids. Lineage: Eukaryota; Metazoa; Arthropoda; Insecta; Diptera; Calliphoridae. Gene Ontology annotation, biological process: peroxisome organization. The record is from RefSeq and is a predicted model, not a curated record. Gene Ontology annotation, cellular component: peroxisome. Gene Ontology annotation, molecular function: ATP binding. The transcript has 3 exons.